AUGAAGCAUUCCACCAAUCGUGUUCAUUAUCUUAACCAUGUGUUUUCUUUUCCCCCAAAUAAGGUGCCAAAUAUUGUUGUAUCACCGUUUAUGGGUGAUGGUUAUAUAAUAAGUUUUUUAAUUGGUACCCCACCAUUUCAACUUUACGGUGUUAUGGAUACGGCCAAUGAUAAUAUUUGGUUUCAAUGUAAUCCGUGUAAACCAUGUUUCAACACAACAUCACCAAUGUUUGACCCUUCAAAAUCUUCAACCUAUAAAACCAUUCCUUGCUCUUCUCCCAAAUGCAAAAAUGUAGAAAAUACGCAUUGCUCUUCCGAUGAUAAAAAGGUAUGUGAAUAUAGUUUUACAUAUGGUGGUGAGGCAUAUUCCCAAGGAGAUCUUAGUAUAGACACUCUUACUUUGAACUCUAAUAAUGACACUCCUAUCUCAUUUAAAAAUAUUGUAAUAGGAUGCGGCCAUAGAAAUAAGGGUCCACUUGAGGGAUAUGUAUCCGGAAAUAUUGGUCUUGGACGUGGACCUUUGUCUUUUAUAUCCCAAUUGAAUUCUUCGAUUGGUGGAAAAUUUUCAUAUUGUUUGGUUCCGUUAUUUUCAAAUGAAGGUAUCUCAGGCAAACUACACUUUGGAGAUAAAUCAGUGGUUUCUGGUGUUGGGACUGUCUCAACUCCCAUAACAGCAGGUGAAAUCGGUUACUCCACAACUUUGAAUGCAUUGAGUGUGGGAGACCACAUUAUAAAAUUUGAAAACUCCACCUCAAAAAAUGAUAAUCUAGGAAAUACAAUUAUUGAUUCGGGAACAACAUUAACUAUUUUGCCAGAGAAUGUUUAUUCUAGGUUAGAAUCUAUAGUGACAUCUAUGGUUAAGUUAGAGCGUGCUAAGAGUCCUAAUCAACAAUUCAAGCUUUGUUACAAAGCCACAUUAAAAAACUUGGAUGUUCCAAUAAUCACCGCACAUUUUAAUGGGGCAGAUGUGCAUUUGAAUUCUCUAAAUACCUUUUACCCAAUUGAUCAUGAGGUUGUGUGCUUUGCUUUUGUUUCAGUUGGAAAUUUUCCUGGUACUAUUAUUGGUAACAUAGCACAACAAAACUUUUUGGUUGGAUUUGAUCUCCAAAAAAAUAUUAUCUCCUUUAAGCCCACAGAUUGUACCAAAAGUUAA
Medicago truncatula (barrel medic) is the source of this 1152-nucleotide messenger RNA. Its product is annotated as aspartic proteinase CDR1. The transcript has a single exon. Bases 1 to 1152 code for a protein of 383 amino acids. Gene Ontology annotation, molecular function: aspartic-type endopeptidase activity. The record is from RefSeq and is a predicted model, not a curated record. Lineage: Eukaryota; Viridiplantae; Streptophyta; Magnoliopsida; Fabales; Fabaceae. Gene Ontology annotation, biological process: proteolysis. Gene Ontology annotation, cellular component: extracellular region.